Messenger RNA from Panonychus citri (citrus red mite), 2871 nucleotides. RefSeq names its product germinal-center associated nuclear protein-like. Gene Ontology annotation, biological process: mRNA export from nucleus. The record is from RefSeq and is a predicted model, not a curated record. Lineage: Eukaryota; Metazoa; Arthropoda; Arachnida; Trombidiformes; Tetranychidae. Gene Ontology annotation, cellular component: cytoplasm; nucleus; transcription export complex 2. The transcript is spliced from 2 exons. Bases 286 to 2598 code for a protein of 770 amino acids.
UUUUGUUAAUUAACUUCUUUCUCUUUUUAAUUAAUCAAUUUUACCUGGAUUUAUAUUUAACACUGAUCGUGUGUGUUUCUAUUCUCACUUUAUACCUGUUCCAUUUCUGACUGAAAGAGUUAAAUUGUUGUAAUUCUUUGGGUUUCUUAUUUUUGGCUCUUCAAUAUUUGUCAAUCUCUUUUUCUUUUAAUUUGUUGGUUGAUUCUUUUUUCUUCUUUUACUCUAUUAAUUAUUUAUUGCUGUUAAUCAUUUAAAACUUGAGUGUUCUAUUUGUUCAAUAUCAUCAUGUUAAAUGAAGAAGAUGAUCUUCGAUCCAAAUUGGACCAAUCGGCUGUUACAUUGGCUGAUAAGGUUCGCAUAUUGGAUGCCUGGUCUAAGUAUAUUAGACUUCAUAGAGAACGGCAAACUAAUAUUGAAACUGCCAAAGCUGUUCUUGGAAAUUGUCCUGAUAUGUGCCCAGAAUUUGAAAGAUAUUUUAGAGAAGAAAAUAAACAAUUAUCAUCGCUGGAAAUGUUCAACAAUGAACCUGAUCCACAUGCUAUGGUUAAAGAAUAUCGUAGAGCUGGUGCUGAUCAGGAAGAACCUUUGCCAAAUGAACUACGAUCACCUGAAGUUUUAUCUCGAACUAUGGAUUAUCUUAUAUGUAAUAUUAUUGAUCGCGUUGAAAAUGAGCCUGGUAUUGUUAGCGAUUGGUAUGAUUUUGUUUGGAGUCGAACUCGAGCCAUUCGUAAAGAUAUCACUCAACAGCAUCUCUGUGAUCCAAUAAGUGUCGCACUUUUGGAAAAGUGUGCUCGUUUUCACAUCCACUGUGAUCAUGCCUUAAUUGAAGAAGAUGCUUCUGUUUUUGAUUCCAAGAUCAACCAUGAGAAUCUGAGUAAAUGUCUCCAGUCUCUCAAAGAUUUUUACAAUGAUCUCAAUAUAAAAGGAACCGCAUCACCAAAUGAAUCUGAAUUCCGUGGUUAUUAUCUAUUGUUAAAUCUUGGUCGACCUGAUAUCCUUCGAGAGGUCAAACUAUUCCAUACUUCAGUGAGAAACUCAGAGCCUGUUCAAUUUGCCUUGAAAUGUCAUUUCGCCAUGAAUACUAAUAAUUUUAUCAAAUUUUUUGACCUUGUCAGAAGUACUACCUAUCUAAAUGCAUGUAUACUUCAUCGAUAUUUUUAUGAAGUUCGUCUUCAGGCUUUCAAGAUCAUGAGAAAAGCAUAUACAAUAACCAAUCAAAUUGAAAUCUACCAAUUCUCGGAACUCACUCGUCAACUUGGAUUUGAACAUGAAGAUGAAAUUAGAGUUUUCUGUGCAAGUAUUGAAUUAGAAUGUGAAAAUGAUUCAGUUCUACUGAAAAGAGGAAAAACCAAUGACGGAAGGGCCAAUAUUCAAAUUAUCCGAUCAAAAGCAUUGAUCUCAUCGAAAAGACUGGAGAAAACAUUAAGUGAAAUAGUCCAGGGUGGACCAAUUCCAGAGAAUCCAUAUAAAAAGUUUCCACUUCACAAUAGUUUCGAUUCCAAUGGACGUUUGAAAAAAGAAUCUCUUAUUGGAACUGAGAGGAGAACUCGUCAAAUAGUUGGAAGCUCAUCAAUUGAUCGAACACCAAUACCUCAACCAUCUCAACAACAACAACAAAGUCGAAUCAGAGAAGAUGUAAUAAAUCAAGCGUCCAUUCAAUUAGCUCAAAUGCUGCUUCACGAAGUUAUUAGAGAAACCGUUAUAUCCAAUGCUGGGAAGGUUCGAACUCAUAUUAAAUGGGAAAUUCUUUCCGCUCGAGAAGCUGAAAGAAUCUGUAAUAGUCUCAUCUCCUUUAUCGUCUCCGAUAUUAUUAGAUCAUCUUAUCAUUCUGUUGCUCGUCAAAUCAAAGAAGUUGAAAUACGAGCCAAAGAUUAUCGAAAUGCUGUUGAUACUGUUUCCAAUCAAUUGUGCGAUUCGUUGGUGAACCAUUAUAUUCUUGGAAGUCUCAGAAAUUCAGCUAUAUCCAUUUUAAAUGCUUCUAUUAAGGAUCACAAUGUGAGGAAAAGUCGACUCUUGGUUGAAUCUAUUCUGGAAGAAGUGGUCAAUGAACAGACCAAACUGAUUGCUCAAAAAUGUUACGAAAAGUUAAAAAAUCAAGAAGAAUUAGUUAAAUAUAUGAAAGAGAAACGAUCUCAGCGUUUAGCGAAACAUUAUUUUUCCUAUUGGAGGAAAAUGUGCCUUAAGGUAAAACGUUAUCGACAAAUAAGAGCGACAUUUCCUGCUGCUAAUGUUGAAUGUUUAAGUCCACGAAUUGAAUCAAUCCAAUUAAAACGAAAAGUUGUCACUGUUUUAGAAUCAACUGAAUCACCUAUCGAACCAAGUCCAGGGAAACAGAAGAAAUCAGAAUCAAAUGAACCUCGAAUGGAAUCAAUGAUGAAUAUACUCAAGCCUAAAAUGUUUGCCGAACAAGUGACCAAUUUAAGUAGUACCCUUGAUCCCGUUGGCGCGAUUGAUGAUUCAUCACCAAUGGAGAAACUUAAACGUAAAUUAAGCGUUGAAAAAGAAUUAGGUCAUUCAUUACGACGAAGUAUCGAAACAUAUCGACAAUUUUCCCAAUUCGAUGAAAAUGGCCCAAGAGAUGACAUUAGUUCGAAAUAAAAACCCUCCAACACAAAAAAACGAAAGAAAAAACUCCAACAAUCUAAUUAAUCUUAAUAUUCAUAACAUUGAAUUUCACCCAAACAACAAUUCCAAGUGUUUAACUAAUUUCUACUUUUAAUGUGUUAUAAUAAGAAAAAAAAAUUGGAAAAAGUUUGCAUAAAUGAUUUAGUCAAUUUGCAAGAAAAUUAGAUGACCAAACAAUUUAUAAUGUGACCAAAUAAUUUAUUAAUAGAGACGAAAAAAGAUAAUAAAUUUUCUUGGAAUAAUUAA